AUGGCAGAAGCUGUUAUAAGACACUGGGUGGAAACUCCCGCACGCUACCAAGAGCAGUUUGCUGUCCAAGAGCUGGAGGCACACAAACUGGACCAUGCUUUGUUUGCUUUGCCGGGCCCUUCUUCAGCUGCUCUGAGCAACACAAGGUAUAUUGCAGAAAGUGCAGCGGGGGAUGGGAAGAGUGGCCUGGAGGAGGAAAACAUGCACUUUCAGGUCUUGCUGGACGUGGUGCAGUUCCGGCCUGAAGAUAUCAUUAUUCAGACUUUCGAAGGCUGGCUCUUGAUCAAAGCUCAGCAUGGACCCAGGAUGGACGAACAUGGUUUCAUAUCCAGAAGCUUUACCAGGCAAUACAAAUUACCUGAUGGAGUGGAGAACAAAGACUUGUCUGCCCUUUUCUGCUAUGAUGGCAUUUUGGUUGUUGAAAUGAAGAACUCAGUGGGAAAGAAUUAG
Messenger RNA from Mesitornis unicolor (brown roatelo), 450 nucleotides. RefSeq names its product heat shock 27kDa protein 3 (gene HSPB3). Bases 1 to 450 code for a protein of 149 amino acids. The record is from RefSeq and is a predicted model, not a curated record. The transcript has a single exon. Gene Ontology annotation, cellular component: nuclear speck; cytoplasm. NCBI's taxonomy places the organism in Eukaryota, Metazoa, Chordata, Aves, Mesitornithiformes, Mesitornithidae.